Molecule: messenger RNA, 717 nt
Organism: Merops nubicus (carmine bee-eater)
Lineage: Eukaryota; Metazoa; Chordata; Aves; Coraciiformes; Meropidae
Gene: ARMH1
Product: chromosome unknown open reading frame, human C1orf228
Exons: 5
Source: RefSeq, a predicted model, not a curated record
GAGAUCAUGACUUCUGUCAAAGAGCAGGAAGCCAUCAGGAAGCUCAUGGUUUUCCUGCAGGAAUGGGAUACUGCCCACAAGGUUGCUCGAAGACACAUUCUUGACAACUUCAUUAAAAGCAACAAUGGCAAGACAGAACGAGAGCUGGAGCUGGAGUUCUCCCAGGGAGCCAGCUUGUUUCUGGCUCGCCUAACAACAUGGCUCAGGAUGACCUACACGUACAGCACGUGCCUCAACAAGCUGCUCUAGUCCAUCAGCAUUUUCCUGUCUGCUGCAAGUGGACACAGGUACCUUAUUGAAUUUCUGGAGAUUGGAGGUGUCUUGAUUCUCCUGGAAAUACUGGGGCUGAACCACCAGAGAGAAGAGGACAAAAGGGAGUGUGUAAAGCUGCUGCAGCUCAUUGCAGACCCUGGCAGGAAGUAUAAGGAGCUCAUUUGUGAAAGCUGCAGGGUGCGAUCCCUCGCCAAGUUCUUGGCCACUUCCAGCUCAGCAGAGGCUCAAGAAGAUGUGCAGGUUCUGCUGGACUCUUUGAGCUGUGGCAAUCCCAAGUACCAGAACCAAGUCUACAAAGGCCUCGUUGCAGUGCUGCCAUGCGCCUCCCCCCGUGCCCAGCAGCUGGCUCUCCAGAUGCUGGCGGCCAUGCAGGACGCCAUGGGAGAGGCACCCUCUGUCCUGGUGGAGCCCGUGCUGGGCAUGCUGUGCUCAGUGCACCGGGAG